AUGAUUGAAUCUGAACCCUUGCUUGCCUCAACCUUUCAGGGUACAAGUGAGGAUUUUCCUAGUAUUCUACAUGGAAAGAAAAUCCUUUUAGCCACUGAAUCGUGGGGUCCUGUUAAUGGUGUCAGUCGCACUACUCGCAAUUUGGUUGAGUACUUGCGCGAGAAUGGAGUAGACCUUAUGUUGGUCGCACCACAAUUCAAGGGAGAUACAAGCAAGGUGAACCAGUCUUGGGAACGACGAUUACCAGGAUGCGCUUUGCCUUAUAAUCCUGACUUGACUGUGGUUUAUCCAUUUCAUAUUGGUGACGUCUAUCGACAAACAUUCAAACCCGACAUCAUCUAUCUAGCAAGUCCUGCUUCCUUGGGGUUUCAGAUGUUGCUGCAGAUUCGCCAGUUGCGAUCACCACCACCGGUACUGCUUAACUUUCAAACGGAUCUCUCAGCAUAUUCGGAGAUCAUGCUACCUGCGCCGCUGGAUCGGUUUGGUGUCUGGUUGCUGGCUGUAGUCCAGGGCUUUCUUUUUCGCUCACGGGCUGUCCAUACUAUUUUCUACCCUUGUUCUGCUAUUCAAAAUUACCUUGAACAUGCAGGAGCGCCGAUGGAUCGACUGCUCCAGUUGGGUCGUGGUGUAGACACCAAAGCCUUUUCGUCAGAUCAACGAGAUGAUGCCUAUCGUCGAGAAAUAGCACCAAAUGGAGAAAUCAUCCUUAUUUGUGUUUGUCGCAUCGCUCCGGAGAAAGGCUUCGGGUUUCUCUCUCAGGUUGCUAUUCGUCUAGCUGCUGAGAAGGUUCCCUUCAAGUUGCUCAUUGUGGGUGGCAAUCGUAACCCCGUUGUCGAAAAUAAAGUCAAGCGUCUUUUCGACAGUAUACUUCGCCAUGUGAUAUUUACCGGCUUUCUCACGGGUUCGGCACUCGCUCGCGCUUAUGCCUCGGCUGAUCUCUUUCUGCAUUGUUCUAUCACUGAGACGUUUGGGCUGGUGGUUCUUGAGGCUAUGGCUAGUGGGAUCCCGGUCAUUGCUCGUGAUCAGGGUGGUCCUUCGGAUAUCAUUCGCAAUUGUCACACUGGAUUUCUUGUCCCACCUCAUGAUCUUGAUCAGUUUGUUCAUUUAACACGCAAGGUGGCUGGGGAUAAUACUUAUCGUCGGGAGCUUGCUGUGGCGGCUCGUCGGUAUGCAGAUGAUACUACCUGGGAGAAGAUUAAUUGUCGGGCUGCGUGGCAGAUUGCUGAGUCUUUGACAUGUACUGAUCAGGAGUCGCAUAUGUCGCCGAGGGUUCAGGUGAGGCCUGGGAUUAUUGCAUCGGCUAUGGAGCAGGUGAGGCUGGUGUUGGCUGUUGGGAUUGUGUAUGGGAUGUGGUUGAUUGCUGUGGUUCCGUUGAUUGUUCAUGGGAAUCGGUUUCUUCCACGUGCGUGGCAGACAUUUAAAAAUCAGUUUCAGUAUGUUAGUCCCGUGCGGAAUUGA
This is a messenger RNA of Penicillium angulare, 1458 nucleotides long. RefSeq names its product glycosyltransferase family 4 protein. The record is from RefSeq and is a predicted model, not a curated record. The transcript has a single exon. NCBI's taxonomy places the organism in Eukaryota, Fungi, Ascomycota, Eurotiomycetes, Eurotiales, Aspergillaceae. The coding region runs from base 1 to 1458 and encodes 485 amino acids. Gene Ontology annotation, molecular function: glycosyltransferase activity.